AUGGCAGCCGAGGGAAGACGUUGCCGACGGUUUGCGUUUUCCUGUUCCUCUAAGCGAGAGAAAAAGGGAGGAGGAGAUGUGGUGGAGGCUGUCUUGAACUCAUGCCAUAACAGUCUGGAGAAGAACCAGUAAAUUGAAACUCAGCCCAGAGAAGAUUGCCUUGGUCACUAAAGAAAGGAAGAGGAGGAGAAGAAAAACGCCCAAAUCAACAUUCACAGUGUCUGGCCUAGUAUCUGCAUACAAGCUGAUCGAAAGAGGAUGAAUCCUGACUUACGAGAUAUCAUCAGUAUGGGCAAAGGAGAUCCUAAAAAGCCGAGAGGUAAAAUGUCCUCUUAUGCCUUCUUUGUGCAAACCUGCCGGGAAGAGCACAAGAAGAAACAUCCAGAUGCUUCUGUGAAUUUUUCAGAGUUCUCAAAAAAAUGUUCAGAAAGGUGGAAGACUAUGUCUGCUAAAGAGAAGGGAAAGUUUGAAGAUAUGGCAAAAGGUGACAAGGCUCGUUAUGAAAGAGAAAUGAAAAAUUAUAUACCACCUAAAGGAGAGUCAAAAAAGAAGUUCAAGGACCCAAAUGCACCAAAGAGACCUCCUUCAGCAUUUUUCUUAUUUUGCUCUGAGUUUCGUCCAAAAAUCAAAGGAGAGCAUCCUGGUCUUUCUAUUGGGGAUGUUGCAAAGAAACUUGGAGAGAUGUGGAAUAACACUUCUGGAGAUGAUAAGCAGCCCUAUGAAAAGAAGGCUGCUAAACUGAAGGAAAAGUAUGAAAAGGAUAUUGCUGCCUACCGGGCUAAAGGGAAGCCUGAUGUAGCAAAAAAGAUUGCUCCUAAGCCUGAGAAGAGCAAGAAAAAGAAGGAAGAGGAGGAUGAGGAUGAGGAUGAAGAUGAGGAAGAAGAAGAGGAUGAAGAAGAGGAGGAGGAGGAAGAAGAGGAAGAGGAUGAUGAAUAAACCUCUUCUAGAGCAGAUUUUCUUGUCUAUAAAAGCAUAUAACCCCCCUGUACACAACUCACUCCUUUUAAAGAAAAAAAUGAAACAUAAGGCUGUGUAAGAUUUGUUUUUAAACUGUACAGUGUCCUUUCUUUCUUUUCCUGAUUUCCCCCCUUCCCCCCCCUUUUUUUUGUAUAGUCAACACACUACCAAAUGUGUCUCUAGGUAGCCCUGUCCUUUUAGUGGCAUCUAAGCAGCCACUAACCUUGCCUAGUACAGUAUGGGGGUUGUAAAUUGGCAUGGAAGUUUAAAGCAGGUUUCUUGUUGGUGCACAGCACAAAUUAGUUAUACAUGGGGAUGUAGUUCUUCAUCUUCAGUUGUCUCUGCAUCAUAAAAAUAGCUGUUCUGUUCUCUAAAUACCACUCUGUAAUUGCAAAACAAAAAAGUUGUAGCUGUUGACAUUCUGAUUGCUUCUAAGUAAAUGCAAUUUUUUAUUAGUAUUGUUGUCCUUUUAAUAGGUGCCCUUGUAAAGCCAUUAUUCCCCCCCCCCCUUUUUUCUUGUCCUUGGAAAGCUUGUCCUUUGUUACACCCUUUUGGGAUCACGUCAGAGUUACAGUUCGUAUCUUCAUAUAAGAGGUUUGUUCUGCAUACCCUACAUAAUCAUGAUAGGGUAGGAAAUAUGUAUCGGCAUAUGUGCAAAGCAGUUUUUUUUUAUUGUAACAGGCCACUUAAAAAAAGAACUUGUUUUUAGCCAGUCUGUAUUUGCUCAGCUUUUGCUGCGUACAAUAUUCUACUGAGUUGUGUAAAUUUACCAGUCUUGUAAGGUUGAUAAGUAUAGAAUUCAAUUCUGUGGCAUGGAACACUUUCAGGGGGGAAAUAAGUUCAAAUCAGUGUCCUUGGAGGACCAAUAAGAGAGAUUCACAUUUUACUCUGUGAAGAAUUUAUGUGUGACUCCAUUGGCUGGAAAUGAGAGUUAUAUUAGCAAAAACCUGAACACAGAGGUGGGUGUACCCUAAGCAGGUAAUGUUAAAUGCUAAAUUAGCGUAAUCCUUUUAGGAUGCCAUGUCAAGUGAUAAGUUAUGGGUUUACUACCAGGACAGUUUUAUGGUAUAAAAUGUCCCAAGAGAAAAGAUUUUACUUUGGUAAUGUUUUCUAUAAGUGAUACCAUCGUUUGAGCUGUAAAAAUUCAUGUUUUCCUAGCCAUGCUUGUUUUAGCCCAUUUACAAAACUUGUCUCAAACUAAAAUGAGAUGUAUUUUUUUCUGUUAGCCUUUUAUAGCGCAUUCUGGAUGUCUGCCCAUUUUGUAAGUUAAAAAUAUAUGGAAAAUACUCCCUCCUUCCAUUUAGAUAUGAGGUAUUCCAGUGAUCUCUGAUUUGUAGGUUGCUCUGAAAACCAAAGUUCAAAGUUUUUUUCGUAUUUGGUAAAAGCUGCUGGCAAUUCUAACUCUUCCAUGUUUACCUGCAGACUAAUAUGGGGAUUGAUUGACAAUUCUUUAGUUAUGAAAUUAUGGUUCUCAAGUGCCAGUGUUUAAAGAUAGCAUUCUUGUAAUUUUACACACUUUUUUGAUGGAGUAUUGUUUUGUUAUACAAUUUUGACUUUUAAGAUUCUUACUUCAAUUUGCAUUGGUUUAUGUAUAACCUCAGGAGAAUACUGAACACCCGAUUUCCUGGUUGAUACUAAUAAAGUAAUAAUUACAGAGGUUUUA
Eublepharis macularius is the source of this 2620-nucleotide messenger RNA. It is a transcript of the gene HMGB1, whose product is annotated as high mobility group box 1. Gene Ontology annotation, cellular component: nucleus. Gene Ontology annotation, molecular function: DNA binding, bending. The transcript is spliced from 8 exons. Lineage: Eukaryota; Metazoa; Chordata; Lepidosauria; Squamata; Eublepharidae. Gene Ontology annotation, biological process: regulation of transcription by RNA polymerase II. The record is from RefSeq and is a predicted model, not a curated record. The coding region runs from base 259 to 936 and encodes 225 amino acids.